Stegodyphus dumicola is the source of this 2656-nucleotide messenger RNA. RefSeq lists its product as uncharacterized. NCBI's taxonomy places the organism in Eukaryota, Metazoa, Arthropoda, Arachnida, Araneae, Eresidae. The record is from RefSeq and is a predicted model, not a curated record. Gene Ontology annotation, molecular function: RNA polymerase II transcription regulatory region sequence-specific DNA binding; DNA-binding transcription factor activity, RNA polymerase II-specific. Gene Ontology annotation, biological process: embryonic morphogenesis; regulation of transcription by RNA polymerase II. Gene Ontology annotation, cellular component: nucleus.
GGCGGUCACUCGACGUCUCCAAUUAAUUAAGGAUCAUUUGCGAAGAACGAACCACCGAUAGCGGGAUGGGCGAAGAGAAGCAGUAGCCAGAAUUCUUCAGACGUUUCGAGCAAGGGAGGUUUUGUUUGUUUUCUCUCGUCUGUCCCGCGCGCGCCGAAGCCCGAGACUGCAGCGAAGCAAGGAAUAGGCAGACACGGUCUUCAGUCUGUUUUGCGGCGCACUCAUCAGUAGAAUGGCAAGAAACGUGGUAAGAGUGGCAACUUUUAUUUCGCUUUUGGCUGGAUAGACAAAUAGAUUUUUACAGUUGACUGAUUAUCGGAAUCAAUAUGAAAUUCAAAUAUGUGGUUCUUGGAACUAUUAAAAAUAAUUUUUUAAGAACAGAAAUAUUCUAAAGAGAGCGAGUAUUCUUUAAUCAAGUGACAAUGCGAUGAGGAGGCUAAAACACUCAAUUCGCUUACGAAAUGUAUAUCAUUAGCUGCAUAUGGAAUAGUUAUAUUCUAUUUUCUGUUUGUGAAAUUCAAGAAAGCUUCAUGACUUUACUUUUGAUUCUGUAGAUUUUAUAAGGCAGUGUAUUGUGUCUUAAAUAUCAGGAGCUUUCUACUCACCUUCAAUUUAAUAUUUCGUGUCAUAUUCGGUACGACGCAUGGAAACUGAAAACUCUAGAAUUCCGACGCCGGAUCAGGAGAAGAAAUCGGAAAUGUCAACUCUGUUAAAAGGAGCAAACGUGAAGAGUAUUAAAUUGAAUGAUAUCGAUCGCAAAACCGAACUGUUGGCAACUAAAAGAGAAACGACAGAGCUCAUAUCCAAUUUUUCUGUUGCGUCUUUACUCGCAGGAACUAAAACAAGUUCACCAAGACCAACAUUAUGGACACCAACCGAUUUCUAUGCAAAUGCUCUACAGGACCCGUCUAACGUACUGUCCGGACAUGACUCCAAUUUGAGUCCAAGUCUUAAACCAUAUGACUGUGGCGAUACGUUGAUGCCGAUUAACGGUUCCGAUUUGUACCUGAUGGACAGGAUUUUAGAUGCCAGACCGAGAUCACACGCUCCACACUCCCGGUUCCUAAAUCCACAUCAUUCGAGGCUUCCUCAACAAAUUCAGCCCGUAUGGACUGCAGCUGGACCCCACGUGGUCGGUCAGAGGCCUCUCGUUCAAGGUUCACCAGCUACUGGAUCUCAGUGGGCUGCUGCCAUUUCACUUCAGGCCGCUGGUGCCCGAGGUUCCGAAGGUACAUCCCCCAAACCUGCGCCUUUAACGUGUCACCUUCGGCGACAUAAAAGCAACAGGAAACCACGGACUCCGUUCACUACUCAGCAGCUUCUUGCUCUUGAAAGAAAAUUUCGGUCAAAACAAUACCUUUCUAUCGCCGAGAGAGCUGAAUUUUCUUCGUCACUGAGCUUGACAGAGACUCAGGUCAAGAUUUGGUUCCAAAAUAGAAGAGCUAAAGAAAAGAGAUUAAAAGAGGCAGAAAUUGAAAAACUACGUAUGGCUUCUAGACCUUAUCCUACUUUGCAGUCACCUUUGCAACUCCAGCACGGCGGAGCACUUGCAGGCUUACCAUCUGCGGUUGCAAAUGCUUUCUUCUCACCGAUGGUUUCAGGGGUAGGAGCGUAUGGUAAAAUACCUGGAUCAGCUCUAAUCCAACCAUACUGUAUACCUUCUUCUGCUCAAAUGACAUCACUAACACUCUGUCCCAGGUGACGUGAUGCCAAAUUAAACUGAUUUGUACUGUGCUGUGAGAUACAGUAUUUCACUGCUUACUAGGAAUAGAUCUUCAUACUUCAGAAGUUUUUCGUGCUUCAGAAGAUUUACGUGUAUAUUAAACAGAUUAGACUUUCCAGUAUUUAAAGUGUGAACUGGAGCAAAUGAUAUGCAAGGGAAAAGGAAUAAGUUUCCUGAAAUCACCUCAAGUCUUUCAAAACAAUAAUUUUGCAUAUUGCAAUUGUAGUUCUCCUGCGGAGAUAUUCAAAACUGUUUACAAAUCUAAAUGAAUAAAUAAAUAAAGCUAUAAAUGUUCAAAAUGUCAGCAUGUGCAGUCCAAUGUUCAUAACAUAAUUUUACUUUUUAUGAGUUUACUGUUUUGAUUCUGAAAAGAUUCUAGAAUAGCGGAGUUAAGAGAAUUAAAAGAAAACUUACUUGUUUGCUAAAACGAGUUUCGAAACUAUUUUAACAUCAGCAAAUUAUAAAGGUGAGUACUAAGGUGUAUACGUAUGUCAAAGAUUUUGGAAGAUUCUUUGUUUGAGGUAGUUAUUCACAUCAGUUCUUCUUUCAGUGCAAAUGGAUUUUUGGACAGAACAAUGUAAGUAAAUUAUUACCUCAAAAACAAAAAUGCAUAGCAUAGAAAUAACUUUUAUGCCUAAAACAUGCUAGUGACGUUAAUUUCAAUGAAGAAUAUAUUUAACUGUUAUUUCAACAAAGAGUUUGUUUCUUCUGAAAUAUACUGAAAGGCAAGAAAACAUUUCCAAUGAGGAAUAAUUUAUCUCAGUAAAAAUGUAACAAAAGUAAUUUCAUUACACAGAUAAUAUUUACGUUGAUAAACCUCUUAAUGAUGAUAUUGCUUUUAAAGAUGUUGUUUUUAGAUGCUGGAAGAGUAACUUCAUGUAAUCCUUGUAAAUGUUUUACGAGUGUAGGCAUUUCUGAAUUAAAUUGUUUUCU